AUGGAAAAGGAAAAGCCCUCAAGAUUUAACACCCCUGCUCCUGUAGAGUCUGCUCACACUAAAGACAGUGACAAUAAUCACAAUGAUAACAACAAUCAUCUUGUUGAAGGGAUCACUAUUGCAAAAAAUUUACAUAAUGAAAACUUCAAUAAAAAUCAGGAUAACAGUUCGCUUAAUGGCAAUGUGCCAGAAUAUUUACCUAGUGUCCCACAACAAGAAUACCAUUUUGAACAAAAUCCUAUUUAUAAUUUAUCAGCAAACGUUGAAGGUGCACCUAUCAUGACAUAUGAAGAAGUUUUUCCGAGAAAGACAAAGUAUAAUUCAAAAUUUAAUGAUUGGCCAUUUACUUUAUUCUUUAUUUUUGUCUGUUGCGCCUUCAUAGUACUUUCUUCACUAACAUUAAGAGCUUGGUCACAAAAUUAUUCUCAACAGGGUCAUGGUAUCUAUACAAAAUCUACAACAAAUACGAUGAAUACAAAUUCUGCAAUUCUUUUGAUAUUUGUUUGUUGUAUUUCUUUAGUAUUCGCUAUCACUGGAUUGGUUCUUUGUCGUCUAUAUCCUAGAUUUUUCAUAAUAUCCGGCAUAAUAUUAAAUAUUCUGUCUGGGUUAGGCACUUCAAUUAUGUAUCUAUCCUUAAAAUAUUGGUCCGCUGGUAUUGUGUUUUUAGUAUUCACUCUAUUUAUUGCCUUUUGUUUUUAUUCAAUAAGAAGUCGAAUCCCAUUGGCAACUAUCAUCUUAAAGAUAGUUAUUGAUGGAAUGAAAACUUAUCCUCAAACUUUAAUUGUUUCAAUAUUAGGUACAAUAAUAUCGGGUGCAUUUGCCAUUUUAUUUUCUUUGGUCAUUGUAGCAACCUAUAUGAAAUAUGAUCCGGAUCCAAAUAAUCCAGGCUGCAAUACUUCAGGUGGGAGUUGUUCAAAUUCCAAAUUAAUUGGAUUAUUAGUUCUUGUAUUCUUCUGUGGUUAUUAUAUUUCUGAGGUUAUCAAAAACGUAAUACAUAGUACAAUAUCCGGAAUCUAUGGUUGUUGGUAUUUUAUGUCUAAAGCUGACCAAGGUACACCUAAAUGGAUUGCAAUGGGAUCCUUCAAAAGAGCAAUGUUAACAUCUUUUGGUUCAAUUUGCUUUGGAUCUUUAAUUGUAUCUUUAAUUGAAACUUUCAGACAAACUUUAACUUUAGUUAGAAAUGCGUUCAUGAUCAAUCAAAAUUUUGGAAAUAUAUCGCAUGUCAUAUUUUGGAUUAUUGAUUUAAUCAUAGGAUUUUUACAAUGGUUAGUCCAAUAUUUCAAUCAUUACGCAUAUUCGUUUAUUGCCCUUUAUGGGGAAUCUUAUCUAAACGCAUCUAAACAAACUUGGCAAAUGAUAAGAGAAAAGGGCUUAGAUGCAAUAAUCAAUGACAAUUUGAUCAAUACUGCAUUGGCUUUUUAUGGAUUAUUUGUAAGUUAUAUUGCUGCUUUAUUUGCUUUUUUAUACUUGAGAUUUACCAAGCCAAGUUAUAAUGAUACAGGAGGGUUCAAUGGUCCUCUAAUUGCAUUCUCCUUUGUCAUUGCUCUACAGAUUUGUAAUAUUGCUACUGAGGUUAUUAGGUCAGGCACUGCUACGUUUUUUAUAGCAUUAGGUAGUGAUCCAGAAAUAUUUCAGCAAUCCUAUCCAGAAAAAUUCAAUGAAAUAGUUAAUGCAUAUCCACAGGUUCUAGAAAAAUUAAAACAACACAGUGUGUAA
Messenger RNA from Arxiozyma heterogenica, 1716 nucleotides. RefSeq names its product Pns1p (gene PNS1). Gene Ontology annotation, molecular function: transmembrane transporter activity. The coding region runs from base 1 to 1716 and encodes 571 amino acids. The record is from RefSeq and is a predicted model, not a curated record. The transcript has a single exon. Gene Ontology annotation, biological process: transmembrane transport. Gene Ontology annotation, cellular component: plasma membrane. NCBI's taxonomy places the organism in Eukaryota, Fungi, Ascomycota, Saccharomycetes, Saccharomycetales, Saccharomycetaceae.